This is a messenger RNA of Nicotiana attenuata, 1261 nucleotides long. RefSeq lists its product as uncharacterized. The coding region runs from base 219 to 1037 and encodes 272 amino acids. Lineage: Eukaryota; Viridiplantae; Streptophyta; Magnoliopsida; Solanales; Solanaceae. The transcript has a single exon. The record is from RefSeq and is a predicted model, not a curated record.
CCUCUAAAAUCCCCACAAUUUCAAAGCAAACAUAAAAAAAAAAAAAAGACCAAUUGCUCUGCUUUCUUCUACUUCUUUUCACACUUUUCUCUUCAACUUGAACAUUGUUACAAACAGAAAUAACUUGUGAUUCGAGUGGACAAAAACCAAAAAUCCACCAAAUACCUCUUAUCUUUCACUUGAAACCAAUUUUUAUAAGGAAAGUGAAAAACAAAAACAUGGAAUCCUUAAAUUUCCACAACAUUAAAUUGGAGAAAGCAAACGCUAUACUGAGGUACAAAAAGCGUCAAAGAAUGACAACUUUGUUUCGAUUCAUCGAAUUCUGCAUAUUUUUGGUCAUAAUCUCAAGAUUUUCGACACAAUUGCCACUCACUUUCAAGUUCUUGACAGAGUAUUUCAAGGGACUUGGUGUCACCCUUAUUAGUCCCCGGUUCGUCUUCGUUCUUGGAAACGUGAUUGUCAUCAUCCUCUUCUUGAAAUCAGGACAGUCAUCUGCUAAAGAUGGUUCGACAAACAACGUUAAAAUCGAUUUGUACGAUGAGUACAAGCAAAAAUGUUCAAUGAAUAAAGAGACUUAUUGUGAACAGAGCAUUUUGGUAAAAGAAGCUUGUUGUGAACAGAGUAAACGGAGCAUUUUGGUAAAAGAUACUUGUUGUGAACGGAGCGAAAAACAGAGGAAACAGAGCAUUUUGAUACAAGAUACUUGUUGUGAACAGAGCAAGAAACAGAGGAAACAGAGUAUUUUGGUGGAAAGACAAGUUAAGAAAAUUCAUCGUAGCCAUUCGGAGAACUCUAUAAGUUUGUCCAAAGAUGAGAAAAAACCUAGAAGAGAAUUGAUCCGAUCGGCUACAGUAGGAUGUCGGAAAGUUAUAAACACUGACAGUGUAAAACCAACUAUGACAAUAACAACAGCCUCAUAUCCAGAGGACGAGAUGAGCGGUGACGAAUUCAGAAAAACUAUUGAGAAUUUCAUAGCAAGACAACAGAGAUUGUUGAGGGAAGAAGAGUUUUCAGCUGUUGAUUCUUAUGAAUCAUAGCUUGCUAUUAGUUCAUGUUCAAGUUUCAUGUACUAGUUUUUGCUCUCUCCCUUUGUAAACUCUUUUCUUUUUUCCUAGGUCUUAGGCCUUCCUCCAUAUUGCUGGCUUGCUACAAUAGAUCUGUACAGUAAUAUAUAGUGAUGAAAGCUAUGGGAGGUUUUUGCAAAUGUUACUUUGCCUAAGAUCUUUGUUAUUUUGUCUUAUAAACUUACUUUUGUUGCAUG